Molecule: messenger RNA, 1182 nt
Organism: Paramecium primaurelia
Lineage: Eukaryota; Ciliophora; Oligohymenophorea; Peniculida; Parameciidae
Source: the annotation of a GenBank genome assembly
AUUUGUGUAUUUACAUGUUUUUUUAGGUGAUUAUGUUGAUAGAGGAUCAUUUUCAAUAGAAGUAGUGGUUUUAUUGUAUGCAAUGAAGAUAUAUUAUCCUACAAGAGUGUUCCUUCUUAGAGGAAAUCAUGAGUGCAAAUAAUUAACAAGUUACUUCAAUUUUAGAGAUGAAUGUUUAUAUAAAUAUGACCAAGAAGUCUAUGAAGCCAUUAUGGCAUCUUUCGACAAUAUGCCUUUAGUGGCUUUAAUAAAUAACAAAUUCUUAUGUUUACAUGGAGGGAUAUCUCCAGAUCUAAAAUCAGUAAAAAUAGAAUAAAAUAUAAUGAGUUAGCAGAUGUUGAAAGAAUAGAUAGAUUCAGAGAACCACCAAAGGCAGGAUUGUUUUGUGAUAUAUUAUGGGCCGACCCAGUUGAAAAUGAAGAACUUUAUGAUGAAAUUCAUUAUAGAGGCAAUGAUACUAGAGGAUGCAGUUGGUUUUUUGGAGAAAAAGCAGUCUAACCAUUUUUAGAUAAUAAUAAGUUUAUCUGUUUAAUAAGAGCUCAUGAAGCUUAAUUAGAAGGGUAUAGAUUGUACAAAUACAAUGAAAAAAUAAAAGAAUUUCCUCAAGUAUUGACUAUAUUUAGUGCUCCUAAUUAUUGUGAUGUCUAUAAUAAUAAGGCAGCUAUCUUAAAAUUUGAAAAUUGUACACUUAACAUAUCUCAAUUUGGUUAUUCUUAACAUCCUUAUUUAUUACCUCAUUUUCUUGAUAUUUUUUCAUGGUCAAUACCAUUUGUUACUGAAAAAGUAACAGAAAUGCUUAAUUAUGUAUUAUAACCAAGACCUGGUGAGAAGAUUGAAGAUUCAGAUAAGGAAAUACAAAAUACUAAGGUGAUUUCAAAUUAAUAAACAUUGGGAUAACAAUCAUCAAACAAUCGUCCAUUAGGCAAAUUACAAUAAAUGACAUAAAAAUAAAUUGAUAUAACCAAAUCAAAAAUCUCAUUUGUUUCCAAAAUGAUGAAAAUGCAAACUGUACUCAGGUAAGAAAGAGAAAAUAUAAUAAAACUAAAAGGCUUAUGUCCUGAUAAACGUAUUCCUAGAGGAGUCUUAUUAUAAGGAGCUGAGGGAAUAAAAGAUGCACUUGAACAUUUCAAUACAACUAGGGCUGCAGAUAGAAUCAAUGAAAAAUGGCCAGAAACUAAAUGA